Molecule: messenger RNA, 2989 nt
Organism: Corticium candelabrum
Lineage: Eukaryota; Metazoa; Porifera; Homoscleromorpha; Homosclerophorida; Plakinidae
Exons: 15
Coding region: 14-2806 (930 amino acids)
Molecular function (GO): microtubule binding
Source: RefSeq, a predicted model, not a curated record
UGUGUCUCAAUCAAUGGCGUCAGUCAGACGGUCUCCUGUCAUUCAAAAUACGAAAAGCGGAGACUUUUUGGAGGUGGCCGAGUCCAAGUGUUAUCUAGGAAGAGAUGAUGCCGACUCUCCUGUGAUGGUUUACUUGUCUAGCUUAUCCAUGCCAAACAUUGCUCACUGUGAACUGAGAGCUGGACUUGGAGUUCUGGUGUUGUUACCGUUGGAGUUUUGUCUAGUGGAUUCAAAGAAAGUGUCUAUAAAUCAUCCUGUCGUUUUAACAGUGGGGUCACAAUUUCAAGUUGGUAAUAACGAGUUCAAGGUUGUUGAGAUUCCCAGGAGAACACAGCGACAAUUGCCCAAGGUUCCUGUUACGUCAGCGGCCAAUAAGAAUGAGCCACAUUUGCCAGUGUAUCUGCUCGAAGCCGAGUAUGAGCACGUGUUAAAAUUUAUCUCUUCGUCUUCCUUCUUUUUCAACUCGAAUUGCAAGGAUGCAUGGACACAAGUGGCAGUCGAGCUUGCAGUCGAUGACACUUUAGUUUGGCAGACAACUGAAUUUAUAUGCUGCCAGGUGUUCUGCCAACCAAUACAUUCUGUUUUGAAUAUUGAUCUUCCUACACAUGAUCUUCUUACACUCGUCUCCAAGGGGCUGGAGAAGGUGAUGAGUGCGUACUCCGAUGAGUUGAUAAUUCGUUUGCAGACUUUUGUGCACGAAUACGAAGAUUGCCACAAACAGAAAUCAACAGACUGCAAUCCAAGGCCAGGGGACGACGUUGUGUGUAUUCUGUUAUGUGAGCUAGUGAAACUGUGUCAGGCCAUUACGGAACUAGAAGCUAGUAUUCCUUUGUGGUUGAAGAUGUUGGUUGUGUUUGCUACGAACUCCAGUUGCAUUUGUCUUCUCCUCAUUUUGGCAAAGUUUCUACCUACUCUGAUGGCAUUGGUCUGCAUGAGUGGAACUGGUAUUGCUACAAGCGAGACAUGCUGCAUAAGCUGCACUCUGUUGUCUUUACUUGUCACCACCCAACUUCCAAGAGGGCACAAGUUGCCGAUUGGGAAGGGCUUCUUACAUGUUGUUAUUCAUCGCUUAGAUCAAGGCGUAUGUUAUUCUUCAUUGGAUUGUGAUUUGGUGAUGUCCCUUUGUGAGCUGUUGUUAUGUGUGGUUACUGCUGCAACGACAUGGUGGCUCGAUGUAUCCACGACUGGUCCAGCUAUCCUUGUCUACCUACAGCAUAUGGCAAUUCCAGUGCUACAGAAAGUAACCAACUGUUUUGCCAGUGAUGAAAAAGUUCUCUCGUGUGUAAGCAAAGUGAAGGGCAUAUUGGCAGAAAAACAAGAUGUGUGGGGUAUUCAUAUUCGUAAGAAAACCAACCAAUCUGGCAAGGUAGCUAUUUUGGAUCAUUCUGAUGUGAUCAUUCAAAGAAAUGUUUCAAUUCCUGUAACGAGGGUUUUACCUAACGCUCAAAGAAAUGCAACCACAAUUGAAUCUGGAGAUGAUACAAAUAGAAAAAUUGAAACGGAAUUGCCAAUCACUGGAGCUACAGUCGCAGCCAGAUACGAAACAGAGCAGAAGACGUUGGUAACUGAAGGAAAUGCAACUGUGCAAGUGGAAAGGAAGGUUUCAAAAACGGAAGUAGCUGAAACUCCUGAUGCUGAAAUAUUGAUUGCUGACAUUACUGUCCAAACAGGAGAUGGAAGGAAUGAAAGUGUACAAAGCACGCCACACAUACCUAGACCUACACUUGCAUCUGAUAAUAAUGAAACUAAAGCAUCAGUGUCUGGCGCUGAUGUUCAAAGGGGAAAUGGAGAUGAGGCAAAAAGUUUGGAAGCAGCUAGGCCUAGCGUGAAGAAGGAACAGGAAGUAGUGCUUUGUUCUAUUGGAACAGAGGAUUUUAGACACGAUCACAAAGAAAACAGUUUUGAUUCUUUGGAGUCAUCAUUGAAGACCUCAGAGCCAUCUGAGAAGUUUGAGACUUCGUUUGAGAAACAGCUACCGCAUAUAGAAAAGAAGGGUAUUACAACACUUGGAGGCAAGAGUGAGUUGACUGAAGUCUGUAAAACAGAGAAGAGCCGUCAGAAUUCUGUGGAAAUCUUAGACCGUGUGAUGACUGAUGGAUUUCAUGGUGAACGUACAUCUAAUGUAGAUUGUAAAACGAAUAUGUUUGAAACAUACAGGCAAUCGCCGUCAUCCAGAAGGAAAGGCUGGACAGUUUCUCCCUCAAAUGUAAGUUUAUAUGGCGUACACAGUCAAGAGUUGAGCACAGAUAAGGUUGAAGAUGCUAUCGAUGAAUUACAUAGUCACCAUAGUUCAGUACUUACCACACUAAGAGAGCGUUUCAAGAUAUUGCAAGACGUUGUCUUUGAAGUAAGCAAUCGAAGUUAUCAGCCUCUUAUGUCAUUUUUGGUGGUGAACAAGGUAGACGAGACUACUCUAUUAGAUGUCCUCAGCACUUUACUAUUUAAUGGUGUUCCGAAAGCACAAUGGGAUAUUGGUGCCAUCAAACAAGCCGUGACUGUUCUUACACCAAUUAUUGCAAGUCCAGGGUCCAGGCAUGUGAUUAGAGCUUGUGAAGUUGUACAGGCUCUCGUUGGCGUAUACUCUAACCUACAAAUGUCUAUGUCUAGAAGCAAAUGCUCGAGUGGCACAUUUAAAGGGCACAGUCAAGAACAGUAUGACGAAUGCCAGAGGUCGUUACUAGAUUUACGAAAUAAUAUAGCGGACGAUAGCAGACGAGUAACUCUUGCAAAUCUAAGUCCUGGUCAAACCCAGGAUGACUACGUGUUAGCUAAACAUGCUCUCUUGCUACACCUUAGCAAUAUUUAGAAACGCGUAUGUCACAAAGUUGAUCUAGUUUUUAAUUAUUUGCUCACACACUUGUUGAAAUUUUGAUGUAAUAGUGUGAAUUUUUUAUGAUAGUAUCUAUUAGUUGAGCUCAGCCAAUUUUGGUCUUGAUUGGAAUGCAUUUGGUGUAUGCCAUGAAUAUCGAAUUAUAAAUUAAACAAUAAA